Messenger RNA from Physella acuta, 1882 nucleotides. RefSeq names its product NIF3-like protein 1. Lineage: Eukaryota; Metazoa; Mollusca; Gastropoda; Physidae. Gene Ontology annotation, cellular component: cytoplasm; mitochondrion. The record is from RefSeq and is a predicted model, not a curated record.
UAGGAAUAGAUCCAGAGAGAUAUAGUAAAAAGACGAAUAUAUAAUUAUCAGAUAACAACAAACUUCAGUUGUCGAUGUAAAAGCUUCGUGUCUUUGUCGGCUAUUAUUCCACUCUCGGUUCACUUAAGUAAUCACUGCCCAGACACAGAAGCAUUCACAAUACAUCAAAGAACCAAAGGAUGAAUUCUCUAGAGUCUGUGAUGGUUAAACUUAAGCAGCUUGCACCUCUUAGCUUAGCAGCUAGCUGGGAUAAUGUAGGCCUGCUGGUUGAGCCUUCACCACCCAAGUAUAUCAGUAAAAUUAUGCUGACCAACGAUUUGACCAGCGGUGUUAUGGAAGAGGCCAAAGAUAAAACUGUGGACCUCAUCAUCUCCUACCACCCGCCGAUUUUUACUCCUAUCAAGCGACUAACACAGGAUUCAUGGAAACAGAGACUUGUGGUGGAAUGUAUAGAAAACAGAAUAGCAUUAUUUUCACCUCACACAAGUUUUGAUGCAGUGAAAGAUGGAGUGAAUGACUGGCUCAUUUCUGCCUUUGAUUACAAGAAAGACACACUUGCUCCUAUAGAAGUAACAGAAGAGUUUCCUGAUGGUUUGACUCAUGCCUUAGAAAUUGAAAUCGACCCAUCCAAGUUAAAAGAAAUCCGCGAUCAAGUACUACUGUCACAGCUCCCAGCAGAGUCGCGGCUCAGGAAAAACAAAGAAGCAUUUAAGACACAUCCUGUUAAAGUUGGCUCGACUGAAACUCUAAAGCUGUGUGUGGAAUGCAACAAAUCUGAACUGACUAGUAUGAUGAAAGGAUUGACCUUGAACUCUUGCCUUGAACAUUUGAGCAUCAAACAGUUAAUGAAGGCACCAAGGACAACAACUGGUUUUGGCAGAAAAGCUGAGUUGUCUAACUCUAUUAGCUUGGAUGCUGCUAUAGAAAUGGUUAAAUCUCAUUUAAAAUUACAGCAUGUCAGUGUGGCAAAGUCCCAGAGUAAACAAACAGACAAGAUCGAGUCAGUUGCUGUUUGCGCUGGAUCAGGGUCAGGGGUCCUAGGGUCGGUGCAAGCUGACCUCUUGCUCACAGGGGAGAUGUCCCACCACGAGGUCCUGGACGCCGUCCACCGUGGAUGCAAUGUCAUCCUGUGCCACCACAGUAACACAGAGAGGGGGUACUUGAAGGUGGUCGAAGAAAAACUAAGCAAGUCAUUUGGUGAUUCUAUGCAAGUGUUUUUAGCUGAUUCUGACAGUGAUCCCCUUAUAGUGGUUUAAAAAUUAUGUGCCUAUAAGCCUUUAAUCUCAUAAUCUGCUUCCUUGUGAUCUCAUUGUAAUGCUGCUAAAAUGUUAACAAAGCUACCGAUAGAAUUUUAUGUUGUAAUACAUGCUAGACAUAAUGUUGGUUGUUGUGAUCUGCUGUGUAAUUUAGGGUGCGUAAGAAACUUUGUAUUUUGAUAAAUGGCUUCCUACAUGCAAUACUAUACCAUGGUUAUUUGUUCACCUUUAUGUAAAUGUUUUAUUGUUAUAAGUUUCUUAAUAAAUAAAUAAUUCAAACUUAGCACUGCCCUAAAUUUACUUUUGAAUAAUUUUUAUUGCAAGCUUUGUUAGUUACAUUCUUUUUAAAAUUCUUAUUGUUUUUUUUUUAUUAUUAUUAAAUUAAAUGCUUUUUUUCCAGACAAAAAAAAAACACUAAAAAUAAAAAGUAUCUUUAGAAAAAGGGUAUGCACUAACCACAUUACUAAGGGAAUCUCAGUGUUUUACUAUGUUUCUACACAUUGAAGAAAACACUGUUAUACAGAGAUAUCACAUGUAAAAUAUUCUACACAAAAUCUUGGCUUGUGCAUACCUUUUAUGUUUAAAAAGCUAUUUGUCCAGAGAAAAUAAACAAUUUAUUUAUACAA